UCCGAGGCCGCCCGCGGCGGGACUGGAACUGCCGCGCUGUCCGCAGUGGAGUUACCCGGCGGGUCUCGGUUCUCGUCACGGUCAGUCAUGGCUUCCUUCGUGACAGAAGUUUUGGCCCAGUCGGGGAGUCUGGAGAAGGAGGAUCUCGGCACCCGCAUCAGCCGUCUGACCCGGCGGGUGGAGGAGAUCAAGGGUGAGGUAUUCAAUAUGAUCAGCAAGAAGUACAGUGAAUUCCUGCCUAGCAUGCAGAAUGCCCAAGACCUGGUGACCCAGGUGGAUAAGCUGUCUACUGACAUCGACCUGUUGAAAUCCAGGAUAGAGAGCGAGGUCCGUCGGGAUCUUCAUGUAUCGACUGCUGAAUUUACAGACUUGAAACAACAGUUGGAAAGAGACUCAGUAGUCCUAAGCUUGCUUAAACAGUUACAAGAGUUUUCUACUGGUAUUGAAGAUUAUAAUUGUGCAUUAACAGAGAAGAAGUACAUUACAGCUGCUCAGCAUCUGGAAGAGGCACAGAAAUGCUUGACAUUAUUAAAAUCCAGAAAGUGCUUUGAUUUAAAAAUGUUGAAGUCUCUCAGCAUGGAGCUCACAAUACAGAAGCAGAACAUCCUGUAUCACCUUGGGGAGGAGUGGCAGAAGCUGAUUGUGUGGAAGUUCCCGCCAUCAAAAGAUACCGGCGGCUUAGAAUCUUACCUGCAAACAGAACUUCAUUUACGCACUGAACAACCCAGCGAAGACAAGGAGGCCCUCAGGCCCCCCAUCCGUUCUGUCCUCUUGGCAUUUUCUAUUCUUGGAGAACUACACAUCAAGCUCAAAGCAUUUGGUCAGAUGCUGCUAAAGCAUAUCCUCAGGCCUUUGGCAUCUUGCCCGUCCAUUCAUGCAGUGAUAGAAAGCCAGCCUAAUACAGUUAUUAUUCGGUUUGACUCCCUGGUGACUGACUUAGAACAUCCAUCACCAUCUGAAGUUUUUACAAAGAUACGACUGGUACUGGAAGUGCUCCAGAAACAUCUUCUCGAUUUGCCUCUUGACCCUGACUUAGAAAAUGAAGAGGUACCUACGAUUGUCUUGGCGGAGAUGCUUGGGGAUGUGAUCUGGGAGGACUUGUCUGAGUGCCUCAUCAAAAACUGCUUGGUUCAUUCUAUUCCAACCAAUAGCAGCAAACUACAGCAAUAUAAGGAGAUCAUACAGUCCACUGAAGAAUUUGAAAAUGCCUUAAAGGGCAUGAGGUUUUUAAAAGGAGAUACUACUGAUUUAUUGAAAUAUGCUCGUAAUAUCAAUUCUCAUUUUGCUAACAAGAAGUGCCAGGAUGUGAUUGUGACAGCCAGAAACCUAAUGACCUCUGAAAUUCACAACACUGUCAAGAUCACUCCUGAUUCUCAGUUAACUGUGCCAGACUUGCCUAGUCCUGAUGAGGAUAACAAGCAAAAAGUACAGAAUUCAGUACCAGUGUCCAGAAUUCAGUACCACGAAGUGAACUUAGAGCCCGAGAAUGCAUUGGACCAGCAUUCCUUUUCUUUGCCCAUAUGCCGCAUCAGUGAGUCUGUGAAGAAAUUAAUGGAGCUUGCCUAUCAGACUUUGCUAGAGGCAACAACCAGCAGUGAUCAAUGUGCUGUCCAACUUUUCUACUCAGUGAGGAAUAUCUUUCAUUUGUUCCAUGAUGUUGUGCCAACAUAUCACAAGGAAAACCUUCAAAAACUUCCCCAGUUGGCCGCCAUUCACCAUAACAACUGCAUGUAUAUCGCUCACCACUUGCUGACCCUGGGUCACCAAUUUAGAUUACGGCUUGCACCCAUUCUUUGUGAUGGUACUGCUACUUUUGUGGAUUUCGUGCCUGGCUUCAGAAGACUUGGGACAGAGUGUUUUUUGGCCCAGAUGCGGGCACAGAAAGGUGAACUUCUGGAAAGAUUAUCCAGUGCUAGAAGCUUUUCAAACAUGGAUGAUGAAGAAAAUUAUUCUGCAGCAACUAAAGCAAUCCGGCAGGUACUUCACCAACUCAAGAGACUUGGAAUUGUGUGGCAGGAUGUCCUGCCUGUGAAUAUUUAUUGCAAGGCUAUGGGGACUUUACUAAAUACAGCCAUUUCUGAGAUCAUCAGCAAAAUCACUGCCCUAGAGGACAUCUCAACUGAAGAUGGUGAUAAAUUGUAUUCCUUAUGCAAAACAGUGAUGGAUGAAGGACCCCAAGUGUUUGCACCUCUGUCUGAAGAAAGCAAGAACAAGAAAUAUCAAGAAGAGGUUCCAGUCUAUGUGCCCAAAUGGAUGUCUUUCAAAGAAUUAAUGAUGAUAUUACAAGCUAACUUGCAAGAAAUUGGAGAUCGGUGGGCGGAUGGGAAAGGACCCUUGGCAACUGCGUUCUCAUCAAGUGAAGUAAAAGCUUUAAUCCGUGCCUUGUUCCAGAACACAGAAAGAAGAGCAGCUGCCCUUGCAAAGAUAAAAUAGCUCCAGCCUCCUGAGAAAGUCAUCGUUUGUGAUUCCUCCUGGGAAUUUUAGCUCCCUUCAAGACUUCUUGGAAUCACUCAUUGGUUUUGGUUCACAAAACUAAUGGAAUGCUUGAUUUUACUUAAGGACUUCUUACCUCCUGGCCUGUAUGAGGCUUUGUUGAAGAACAGGAUAUUAACUUGCCAGUUUGAUCCCAGCACUACAAAAAGGAAAAAAAAAAUAAGGAUGUCAAGUGAAGCACCUCAUUUGGGUGGCUUUGUAGCUACCUCCUUUGAUACACUUGAACCUAGAGGAGAGUAUAUUAUGUCCCUUUCAGCACCCUCUGAGAACUGUGUAUGUUAUAAUUUUAGGUCUUGGCUUUGGAUUAAGGGAUCCAAGAGUCAGAUUAAGGAAUGUAUGGGAUACUGGGUGGGAGUUGGGAGGGGGGGGAGGGAGGUUAGAUACCUUAUUUAGCCUUGCAGGAAUUAGGGAGACCUCUCUUAUUCCUGCCUUUCCCUCCCUUCCCUUCCCAUUCCUUCCCUUCCCUUCCCUCCCUCUCUUGUCUGUUUGUUUUAAAGACAAGGUCUUGCUAUGUAUCCUAGACUGACCUGGAACAGAGCUCUUCCGCCUCGGUUUCCUGAGUGCUGGGAUUAGCCAGUGUGUUACCCGGGUCUGGCAACUUUUUGUAAUUUUUCUUUGCAGUAAAUAAUGCUUUUCAGAUUUAAGAGUGAGUGUCUUUAAUAACAUAGGAACUUUGACCAAAGAGACAGUUUUCUGUGCUUUUCUGUUUAUUGAAGUAUAUCACCCUCACAGAAAGCUCAGUGUUCUCUGCCCCCCCCCCCCACUUCAAAGACAGACUCUUGCUGUCUAGCCCAGGAAAGCCUUGAACUUGUAAUCCUCCUGCCUGCUUCAGCCUCUUAAGUGCUGGGAUUAUAGAUGUGUUUCACCAUGCCUGGUAAUCUUUUAUUUAUACCACUACCUACUGCUUUCCAGAAUUCCUGGGACUCUUA
Messenger RNA from Perognathus longimembris pacificus (Pacific pocket mouse), 3422 nucleotides. RefSeq names its product zw10 kinetochore protein (gene Zw10). The transcript is spliced from 16 exons. The coding region runs from base 88 to 2433 and encodes 781 amino acids. The record is from RefSeq and is a predicted model, not a curated record. Gene Ontology annotation, biological process: endoplasmic reticulum to Golgi vesicle-mediated transport; mitotic spindle assembly checkpoint signaling; mitotic cell cycle. Gene Ontology annotation, cellular component: chromosome, centromeric region; nucleus; RZZ complex. Lineage: Eukaryota; Metazoa; Chordata; Mammalia; Rodentia; Heteromyidae.